Molecule: messenger RNA, 456 nt
Organism: Penaeus vannamei (Pacific white shrimp)
Lineage: Eukaryota; Metazoa; Arthropoda; Malacostraca; Decapoda; Penaeidae
Source: RefSeq, a predicted model, not a curated record
AUGGCGGUGACUAAGGCUCGCAGCAUCUCUUUAAGAACUAAACUCUCCGUAAACCAGUACGGCAAUAAUCGAACAGCGUCAAUAAAGGACUCCACAACGGCAGCAGCACGGUCGUCCCAAGCCUGCAAUAACGGCGAUCACAUGCACGAGCGUUGCAGAAGGCGGGGCGAUCCGGCCAUGACGAACGCUCUGCAGAGGAAGGAGGAGGAGGAGGAGAAAGAGGAGGAGGAGGAGAAGGAGGAGGUGGUGGUGAAGGAAGAGAGAGAGAGAGAGAGAGAGAAGAGAGAAGAGAGAGAGAGAGAGAGAGAGAGAGAGAGAAAAGAAGGUAAAGACGAGAGAGAGAGAGAGAGAGAGGAAGAUAAGGAAGAAGAAGAAGAGGAGGAGGAGGAAGGGAACAUGAAGAAGAAGAAGAAGAAGAGAAGCUGUCUGAUCCCGCACUUUCUGUUGACCUUUUAA